Messenger RNA from Orbicella faveolata, 4576 nucleotides. RefSeq names its product doublesex- and mab-3-related transcription factor A2-like. The record is from RefSeq and is a predicted model, not a curated record. Lineage: Eukaryota; Metazoa; Cnidaria; Anthozoa; Scleractinia; Merulinidae. Gene Ontology annotation, cellular component: nucleus. Gene Ontology annotation, biological process: sex differentiation; regulation of transcription by RNA polymerase II. Gene Ontology annotation, molecular function: RNA polymerase II cis-regulatory region sequence-specific DNA binding; DNA-binding transcription factor activity, RNA polymerase II-specific; protein binding.
AUACACUUCUAACAGGAAGCGAGUUUUAAUACUAUGACUAAGCCUGAAAAGCACUUCCUUUUUGUGAAAAGCGAAUUUAGAAGAUAAAACAAACUCCACGACAUCUAACAUAGCGCUGAAGUUUUAAUUACACUUAAAAGACGGGUGGAUGCAUUGAUUAGAAGAUUAAAAGGCAUAUCACUGCGAAAAUUUGAGGAAAUAACACAGCCGAACUGAAACCACCCCAUGCGCGCAAUCAAGCUUACACGACCUCAUCAAGUCUUGUUAAACUUAUUGCUACCCUCAGAUAAGUUUCAAUCUGAUUAAUGAAGCCUUCUUACACAAUGCUUUGCAUUGCGUGUUCUCGAUACAUAACCAAAUACUCUUUCGGUUACUCUGACUUUGUUUCUGCCUUUUCAAAAGGGGGGCUUGCUCUUUUGACCAGAUUAACUUCAAACUUAACAGAAGACAGCUAGCUUAUGUUUAUGGAAAAGAUCUCUUUUCAUGUCGCACCCUUUUGCGGCUUUGUUUGCCAGUGUUUACGGAUAAAGUUUUUAUUUUUGAGUUUAUGUUCACCUGCUGGCUCCAACGCAUACACUGAAAUGAUCACCGCUUAAGUUCUACGGCGCAGGUGUCCUGCGCCACGACAAUGCCUGGCCAAUGAGGGGUGGGUUUCGACAAUAGGAUCUUUCAUCUCAUUAGUUAAAGAGGUGACAAGAAUCUCUAUUGCAGCCAAUCGCGUGCGUUGUUGCGUUUUUCUUUGGCAACGGAGCCUUAUGGCCCAGUAUAUAUAAAACAGUAUCAAAUCUAAAUUCCAACUUGUAUAACGAUACGAUAUUUUACAACACAAGCAACUUGGUCUACACGGGAUAUAUAUCUAUAUAUAUAACCAGGCGAUAUUUUUUCAGUCGCGCGACAGACAAACAGUUAUAAGCUGAGCUAAGAGUCCGAUAUGAGUUAUUCGCAAGGUGGCACGAGCUUAACUACCGCCAGCACCGCGGCUUCUAGCGACCGCAGCAGCCCGAACAGCAAAGCAGCCGCCGAGAAAAAGCGCACACCGAAAUGCGCGCGAUGCCGUAAUCAUGGGUUUGAUUCUAUUUUAAAGGGCCACAAAGGGUUCUGCCGAUGGAGGGAUUGUCUGUGUCCCAAAUGCCUUCUUAUUGCUGAGAGACAGCGAGUUCUCGCGGCUCAGGUAGCUCUUCGUCGGCAGCAAAUGCAAGAACAGCGUAACCCACUUCCCCCAGGAGACGUGUUCACGGCCCUGACCAGAGUAAGCAGUAACGGCAAUCAGAGUCCGUCGCCUCGCAGCUCGUCGCCUGGUUCUACUGGCGCCGAACCAACAGAGAUAAAGAAAGAGGUUUCUUCCCCAGUGAGAGAAAGUUGCCCCGAGCCGAUCUCAGUCACGAAUUCGUUUACAGAUCACCACGGAAGCUUUAUUGGAAACUCACACAAGGAGCUACACGGAGAAUGCACUUGUUCGGCUUUUAGGCCGUUCGCUGGAGUUUUGCCUCAUCAUCUGCAAGGAUUAAAACGGAAACUUCCCAACGAAGUCGGCACAGAGGUUAGUCAUGGCGGAUUCAAUCCAGGACCACAUCUCGCAGACGCUCCCGAAAAGCGCCGCCGAUAUUCAACCGAAUUCGAACCGUCCGAAAAGUCACCCGUGCAUUUCGCGGGACAGAGGCGUCCUUCGGCUAUUGAACUUUUAAUACGCAUUUUCCCGAAGAUCAAAGUGAGCGUUUUGCAGCUGGUUCUUCACUCAUGUGCUGGCGAUUUGGGUCAAGCGAUAGAAGAGAUUUUGACACGUUACAAGAGCGACGCGGCUGGCAUGUUUAUGGGAGUACCCACUCCGUGGGCAAGACUUCCUCAAGAUGUCGUCAGGGACUUUCACCAUCCCGCCCUUCGCGCUGAAAGUUUCAAGUAUUCACGAGGGGCCGAGAGCUUUCUCGGCAGCCCAAAGUCUGCAUUUACCCCCAUCUCAACUCUUGCCAAAGCUCACUUCAUUAACACUUCGUCGAGCAGCGUUCCGUACGCUUUAGAGACAAACAGAAGCAAAGAGAAUUUUCCUAUUUCGUUCUUCUUCGACUCACGAAUUAAUUCUUCGCUAGUUCGGCCUCGAACGCCCGUUUUGAACAAACCAAAGGACACUGAAGAGAUCAGUGAUUCGAUCGAGGUUUUAAAGACGGGAGGUGAUUCACGAACAGUCAGCCCAAGAACAGAUAAAGAGAAGUAACUUUAUAUCGAAAUUCAGACUUCUACGUAGAAGGACGUCUAUGUUUAGAUAAGCACUAACGAACUGACAGUAGCUCUUCGAAAUUAUAAAUUGAAAUACUGAAUUUUCGUCCUUCGAACACAGAUACUAGCAAAAAUUAAAAGACCUCAGUUGAAGCUAUUAUUAAGACUGACAAUCACUCGUGUGAACUUAGGUAAAAACAUUGAAGAAUCAUUGAUGAAGGAACGAAUAAAUUUCAGCAGUCUUUCAUCUUUCAGCUUACGUUAAGAAAUAUAAUUGAUGAUAAAAUAUAUUUUAAGAAGGGAAAUUUGAAAUUCUACAUAAUUUUAUGCAUGUGUCAAAGAGAAAUCUGCUUUUAGUUCACAUCUGGUGUUCUAAGCACCACAAUAAAGGAUUUUUCUUGCUCAAAAACUAUAAAAUUAACUUAAGACUUACUCGCAAAGAUAUCGACUAUAGAUACGCCAAAAAUGUUUAUUUGACGAUGGAAUAUUGUCUCGCGAAAAAUAUAUAUAUAUAUAUUUCACGGUUUUCUUAAAAGCGCUCUAAAGCUUUGUAAAAUGUUUUGUGUACUUUUCGAAGAGCGAGGCAAUUGAAAAAUUGGAUAAAAAUUCGCUAGGUCUUAAGACGGCAGGUUUCAAAAGAAAUUAAUAAACACAACUGCAGGAUGAUCUCUGACAAACCCAUUGCAACCCGCAUCGCAAUGUGUUCGGAACAAACCUCUCCUGGUUUUACUGUGUAUUCAUAACGCGUUUAUUAUGCUGAUAAACCGGCCUCAUGGAAGUCAUUUGUUUUAACCAAUAAUUUCUGCACAACGAGUUACAAAUUAUUCUCCGAAGAAAUAAAUCCUCUAUAUGUAAAAAUUGUAAAGAAUAUUUAGAAAAACAGAAGGAAAGUACUUUUCACUUUCAAUAUAAUAAAAAACUCAUUUUGUCGAAUAAUAUAGUUUGUAUUUACUAAUCCCUACUGCUUUUCUCGGCUUGACAUCUGAAAACAACGCGAAAUUACUGAUGAGAACAUAAAAACCGCCUUGAAGCAAGCUUUACCUAAAAUCUUCAAAAUCAAAUGAUUCGAGAACGUUCAUUUGUGAAAACUAAACUUGAAAUUUGUGACACUCGCAUAGUACAAAUGAAUUGAAUUUUUGGUUGAAGUUAAAUAUUCAAAGUUCCUUUUCUUCUAGACUUCAAUGGGUUGUGUUGACAUAGACUUCAAAUUACACCAAUAUUAAUUUGGGCUAUACUACAUUGAAUAAAAUUCUGUCUGUUUUAUUAUUUUCUCUUACACUGACCCGAUAUUUUGACAUGAGCCGAAGUGAAAUAUACAUUCAUUGCCAGUGGGAUUUCAAACAAAACCAAACGAUUGCAAUUUAUUCAGUGCUCAAGAUCUGAGCUUAAUUUUAGCCAAGCGUUAACGAAGGGUUAAUAUGUGAAUAAGACCACAGAAAGCCUGGAGCAAAACUUCUCAUAAAUUAAUAAUUCGUCACCUAUUGUCUUCGCCAAACACGACCGACAAAAGAAUAUAAACUCAGUGCUCAAAAUGAAAGCAAAACAUCACAGAAAAAACAGAGACCUGUUCUUGUCAGGAAAUUAGACGUAAAACAUCAAUGGCAUAAACAAUAUAAAUAGAGGAGUAAUUUAAAAAUUUCGGGCAGGUGUCCUUGCUAGUGAUAGUGCCAAAAUCCGGCAGGCCUUAAAUCAGCUUAUAUUCACCUGGUCCAGUCAUUUUGCUCUUUAGUUGGUUUAUUUACAAACUUAAUGGUUCUCAAAUGGCUUAUUUCUUUCGCAUUAGGCCGUGCGUACGUCUCUGUAAUGACUUCAACGUGAAAAAGUGCUUAAAGUCGGCGCUUUGAUGUGGAAAUUCGAAACGAAGAGUUUGACGUUAUUGUAAUAAGACAAAUAUAUGUUCUACGGAGUUUUCGCUGCGAGAUUCAGUGAGUCUUUUGUGCGCCAGGCACUCUGUGUUUUGUUUAUUCGUCCAUUAAUCAUUCUGCUCUUUUCGGGGCGGUCACCAAAAUGCGUAUUAACCGGAAAAUAUAUCACUAACAAACUCCGAAGACGUUUACGCCCAGACGAAAAAAAACACCUCCAUUUAACGCCGUCGUUAAAUUCCAAGAUGAUCUUUUAAGAGGGAAAUACUUGCCUUAAUAUCUUAUGCAACAAAUAGAAAGGAGUUAUAAAUUUAGAUAUUCUUUUUAAUGACCACGCAAAAUUAACCUCGUAAAACUUUGUGGAAUGAAUAAAUUUGUCGUGUUUUCUGUAGCUUCUCAAUAGAAAAAUCCUAUAGAAUUUUGAACGUAAGAAAUUCCAAAUUGGAUUGUUUUAAAAAUAAUGCUUCUUGCCAGUAACAAAAUCGAGUAAUCUGUCAUACUAU